AUGGCUAUCCUCAACUAUCUUGGUUUCGGAGGCUCCGCGCCAGUAGCCAAGCCCAGCUCGAAAAGCCCAGUCAGGGCCCUGCCAGCGAGCUGGUACACGUCUGAAGACAUGUACCAGCUCGAGAGACGAGCGAUCUUCUCCAGACGAUGGAUGCUCAUCACGCAUAAGUCGAGACUCAGCCAAGGAGGGGACUACCUGAAAUUCGACAUUGCCGGCUAUGAGUUUGUCCUGUGCCGGGAUCGAAAGGGACAAAUUAAUGGAUUCCACAAUGUUUGUCGUCACCGCGCAUUCCCCGUUGUGCAAGGGCAAGAGGGAUCAACCAAGGUCUUUGCAUGCAAGUAUCAUGGCUGGUCAUAUGGUCUCGAUGGCAAACUCGCAAAGGCACCAAAGUACGACGAACUUGAAGGCUUUGAUAAGUCACAGAACGGCUUGUUUCCUAUCCAUGUACGUGUCGAUGCCUGCGGGUUCGUCUGGGUCAAUCUUGACAGCAAGGAGACUCCGGAAAUACAGUGGGAGGAGGACUUCAACGGGGUCGACACGCAAGAGCGCUAUAACGUCUACAACUUUGACGAUUACGUCCUCGACCAUGAGUACAAACUGGACGGUGCAUACAAUUGGAAGAUCCUGGCCGACAAUUUCAACGAGUGCUAUCACUGUCCCACCGCCCAUCCAGAUAUACCCACGCUAGCAGAUAUCGAGACGCACCAUGUUUCCGGCGUCGACGGAUACAUCAAGCAUCAGUCUGUACCCACGGAGGAGCAGAAGAAGCUUGGCAUGGCCAUUGCCAGCACUUACUUUUUCCCCAAUGUUUCCAUUUCAGUUCUGCCACACUUCAUCAUGCUUCAGCGCUUCCUGCCCAACGGACCAAAGAGCUCAUCAAUGCACUAUCAGAUCUACCGAAACAAGAACUCAUCCGAAGAGGACUUCCAACGUAUCCACAAGCUAUAUGCCAAAGUGGUGUCUGAGGACAAAAUGCUCUGCGAACUCUCGCAGAAGAACCUUAACGCGGGCGUGUUCGUGAAUGGUCAGAUGCAUCCGAGACUGGAGAGAGGCCCUCUGUACUUCCAGCAGCGCGCACGCGAGGCAAUCUGGGACCACGUGGAACGGGAGAAGGCCGCGAAGCAAGAGAUAUGGCCUGCUCAGCAGAACCUGCCUGAUGAUGCCGUUGUGAGCAAGGAGGAUGUGGAGCUUUGCUCCGGUCUGAGUUGCCAACCACAUCAAAGAGGUCUGGCGUGGUGA
Messenger RNA from Exophiala xenobiotica, 1239 nucleotides. RefSeq lists its product as uncharacterized. Bases 1 to 1239 code for a protein of 412 amino acids. Lineage: Eukaryota; Fungi; Ascomycota; Eurotiomycetes; Chaetothyriales; Herpotrichiellaceae. Gene Ontology annotation, molecular function: 2 iron, 2 sulfur cluster binding; iron ion binding. The record is from RefSeq and is a predicted model, not a curated record. The transcript has 2 exons.